Molecule: messenger RNA, 554 nt
Organism: Guyanagaster necrorhizus
Lineage: Eukaryota; Fungi; Basidiomycota; Agaricomycetes; Agaricales; Physalacriaceae
Exons: 2
Coding region: 102-401 (99 amino acids)
Source: RefSeq, a predicted model, not a curated record
GACGUCGUUCACCUUUGUGGCUUGUCCUCCGCAUUGCGAUACAAUCGAGCCUCUACGAAGGUGACAGCCAUGCGGAAUAUAAAUCAUUCAUGGUGGUCUUUAUGGCCGGAAUCGUGGAGUGUGCUAUGAGGGAGAAUUUGCGCGACAACAGCCUACUCUUCUGUAUGAGAGUGAAGAUAUGUGCUCGUAUCUACAAGCUUGGCGCCGCUGCUCCUCAGUUUGUGAUUCAGCGCGUCGAGGGCGUCGCAGAAGACGUGGAAGGUCUUCUCCAGAAGAAAUGGAAGGGAAUUCAAAAUAAACAGGCGAAAUCGUCGCGAUGGGACGCUGACAAUCUUGACAUCACGGCCGAUACGACUCUGGCGCUUCCGCAGUCGAAACCAGCCGCUAAACGAAUACUCUAAUACGCUAUCACAACCCACGCACCAUCUGUGUUCCAGGCCGAACACGUGCCGCGCCUUCGAAAAACGCGUAAUUUCCAUGAAUUCACUCGCGACAAACUCAAUGGAGCGUUUACAGUUGAUGUACGCAUCGCGUUGGUUGAUUUCGAAUUCUGU